AUGCAGUAUACGUCCAUUCUUUUAACACUAUGUUCGUGGUUUGCAAUUAUAUCUGCAUUCACACCAGAAAUUUCAGUCCUAGAAUCUGAUACCAUUUCCAAGUUGAUAAGGUAUUUUGAUGAUUCGUCAACUAUUUUGAUCUUGAGAGAUCGAGCUGCAUUAAUUUCGUUUGAUGAUGGAAAGCUGUUUGAUCCAGUGAAGAACAUUGAAGAUCCAGUAGUAAAUAUUCAGUUUGAUCCGUUUGUUAAAAGUCGAGCAUUCAUCUUGACAAUGUCCAAACAUCAUUACGUGACAAAUGAUAAAGGUAAGUCGUGGACCAAGUUUACAUCCGAUGUCUAUGACUUUGAAGGAGGCGGAUUGGCUUCAAUACCAAAAUUGGAAUUUAACGCAGCCAACCCGGAUAUGUUACUUAUGUCGAACUACCAGUGUCCUGACGAAAGUUACAACCACAAAUGCCAACACAUAUUUCACUACACAAAAGACCAGUUCCGUACAGCAUCCAAGAAAUUACCGAUCAAUGCUCACGUUUGCAGGUUUUCGAGGUCCACUAAAGAGUCUAACAUUGGAAACGAGGGAACCAUUUACUGUUCUGAAAAUGAGCUCAACUCUUACAAACACAUUGUCAAGUCUCGGCUUUACCGAUUUGAUGAUUCUUUUAAAACCAGUAAGGAGCUUUUUUUGACUGAGACUGGAAAUGGAGCUAUAAUUGACAUCAAGAUUGAGGAGAAUUUCAUGACCGUGGUUAUGAGGAAUGACAAGUUCAAAGAAGAAUCAAAAGUGGACAUGUAUGUGUCAAAAGAUGGAAAUGAAUUCCUUAAAGCUGAUUUACAAGUUGACGUAAAGUAUGGGGUAAUGUCUUUCCAUUCCUCGUCGCCAUCGGCUCUAUUUCUUCUGACCAUGUCCUAUGGUAGAGGCUCUUCUCGGGCUUCGAAGUUGUUUAGGUCGGAUUCGUUGGGGUUACAUUUUACUGAGGUACUUGGAGACAUAGCCAGUGACGUUGUUUUGAAAGUAGAAAAUAUCGAUGGAGCUUGGCUCGCUGAUAUUCAGGUUGAAAGGGCAGAAGACUCAGAAAAGACGCUUUUGGAUAUAAUCUUUGGUGGUGGAAAAUCAAAGGACUUGAUUUCUAAAUACUCCUACAAUGAUGGUGAUGAUUGGAUUCCUCUUAAACUGAACAGUGAUGGUUGUAAACUUGAAGAUGGAUGCUCUGUACAUUUGUGGGCAUUUAGUGAACUUGGCGGCGAAGGAAAAUUUAUAACGGGUCCAACACCAGCAAUAUUAAUGGGUGUGGGAACUGAGGGGAAACACCUCAGCCAUGAUUUUAAUGAAAUGCAGACAUUUGUAUCUCGUGACGGUGGAUACUCCUGGGAUUUGGCAUUGGACACAGCAUGUGUCUUUUCCUUUGGUGAUCAGGGAAAUGUAAUUCUAGCAAUGCCUUAUGCCGGAGUGAAAAAGACAGACCCUGUGAAUUUUUUUUAUUACUCAUUAAACCAGGGUAAAGACUGGGAAAAAGUGGAUAUUAAAGAUGCAAUUUACAUUUUGGAUUUUAUAACGACUAUUGAUGGCUCAUCUCGUAAAUUUUUAAUCCAUGGAAUAAGCCUCAAUUCUCAUACAGGAGAAAACAAGGAGUUGUUGUACCAUGUUGACUUCUCCAAGGCAUAUAAUGGCAAGACUUGUGAAGACACUGACUUUGAGGACGCAUAUGCUAGACAAGUUCCAGAUAAUGAACGCCUAUGUGUUUACGGACACAAGGAGAAGUUCAGAAGAAGAAAGCAAGACGCAGAAUGUUUUGUUAAUAAGUUAUUUGAAGAUGUGCAUGUUUAUGAGGAGCCUUGUCAAUGUGUUGAGCAAGAUUUUGAAUGCGCAUUGGGAUUCAAACCGAGUGAGAAAGGUGGCAAUACAUGUAUUCCUGAUCCAAGAAUGAUUAUCAAGAUGUGUCAGGAGCAAUCGAAAGAUGUUCUUGAAAUUUAUGACAAGUCAAAAAUAAAUGGUAAUCUAUGUGAAUUGAGAAAGAAAAAGUUGGAAGAUUUUGCAACAAAAGAAAAGCUCAAAUGUUCCGACUACACGAAACCGAAAGAUGACCCCAGUGGUGACACUCUGGAAAUUAAGAUUUCAUCGAGCGAAUUUGAAGGCAAGUUGGCACAGUACGCUUAUCUUGGUAACAAUGAAAACAGUAUUUCUGAUAAUGUUGUCUUCAAAAGUAACGAAGACAGUGUAUGGGUAUCUAACAACGGAGGAGUUAGCUUUAUAAAGGUGCCCAUCCACGACAAGAUUCUUGGUUUCUAUAUUGGGAUGAUACCAGGCCAGAUUGUUCUUGUUUCUGAUUCGGAUACACUUUACUACUCAGAAGAUGGGGGUGAAGUUUUCCAAAGAUUCAAAACACCAAAAAAAUACGUACCUGUCGUGUCACAUGCUGUUGCAUUCCACAAGACAGAUCCAUCGAAGUACUUGUGGCUUGGUGGUGACUGUGAUAGAGGUGAAAGUAACUGCAAAGCUUCGGCAUAUCUCACUUCAACCUAUGGCGAAUCAUUCAAGAAGAUUAUGGAUGAUGUUGUUGCUUGUGACUACGUGGGUCCUGUCUUUAAGAAACCAGCUGAGAACUUGAUUUAUUGUACUAAAGUUGAGAAUGACGGGAAGAAGAGCUUGUAUUCAAUCGAUGGGCUGAAGAGUCCGCAAAAGAUAUACGAUGAUGUCGUGGGGUAUGCUGUCUCGAAUAGAUAUGUCGUUGUUGCUUUGGUCAAAGAUGGGUCACUCGAAGCUAAAGUCACUGUUGACGGGAAAAUCUUUGCCGACGCAGAUUUCCCCAAGGAUCUCAAAGUCGAACCCCAUCAAGCAUACACUGUUUUGGAUUCAAGUUCAGGAUCUAUUUUCAUGCAUGUCACUACUAGUUCGCAAAGUGGGUUUGAGUAUGGAUCUCUUUUGAAGUCCAAUUCCAACGGUACCUACUUUGUUUUGGCAUUGGAUCAUGUUAAUAGAAAUGAGGUUGGCUAUGUUGAUUUCGAUCGGAUCGAUGGAUUGGAGGGUACCAUAUUGGCGAAUGUCGUUUCCAAUUUCAGGGACAGUAAAGGACCCAAGAAAUUGCAAACGCUCAUCUCGAGAAAUGACGGUAGUGAAUGGGAUUACUUGGUACCGCCUGCAGUAGAUUCGGAUGGUAAAAAGUACGAUUGUGGUGGAUCGUCACUUGAAAAAUGUGCUUUGCAUCUACAUGGCUUCACAGAGCGUGCUGAUUAUAGAGAUACUUAUUCUUCUGGUUCUGCAGUCGGGUUUUUAAUUGGCGUAGGUAAUGUUGGAGAGUAUUUGGGCGAUGUUGACUCGGCAUUAACUUUUUUGAGUGUUGACGGUGGUGUCACUUGGAGAGAAAUUAAGAAGGGAGUUUACCAAUGGGAAUAUGGAGAUCAAGGUACAAUUUUGGUACUAGUCGAUGCUGUUGGUGAGACUGACAAGUUCCUUUAUUCAUUAGAUGAAGGCAAGAAUUGGAACGAGUACAAAUUUGCCGAUAAGGCAGUGAACGUAUUAGACCUAGCAACUGUUCCCACUGAUACUUCAAGAAAAUUUCUCAUUUUCGCACAUCAUCCAAAAGAUACGAGAGAUACAUUAUCCUACUCAAUUGACUUUACCAACAUCUACAAACGUCAAUGCCAAUUGGAUCUCGAUCACCCUGAUUCCGAUGAUUAUGAAUAUUGGUCACCAUCUCAUCCAAACAUGGCAGACAAGUGUCUCUUCGGCCACGAGUCGAAAUACUUGCGUCGUGCAUUGGGCCAUAAUGACUGUUUUAUUGGCGGCGCACCCUUGACUGAGGGCUAUAAAGUGACCAAAAACUGUUCAUGUACUAGGCGUGAUUAUGAAUGUGACUACAACUAUUAUCGUGAUUCUAAAGAUAACACGUGUAAGUUGGUGGCAGGGUUGUCUUCAAAUGACCGCAAAAAGGACAUGUGCAGUAAGCCGGGAGCAUUCCAAUAUUUUGAUAGUACCGGAUACAGGAAAAUCCCGCUUUCGACCUGUGAAGGAGGUAAGCAAUACGACACAUAUAGUCCACAUGCAUGCCCUGGCAAAGAACAAGAAUUUAAUGAAUUUUAUGGACGUGAAGUCAAAGGUGGCAAAUUGUUUUUCCUCAUUUUCAUCCCCUUGAUUAUUUUCAUUGGUGCUACUUGGUUUGUUUACGAUCGUGGGGUAAGAAGAAACGGUGGAUUUGAAAGACUAGGACAAAUUAGAUUAGACGAGCAAGAUUUUGAAGAAGGAUUCAACCCCAUUGAAAAUAACCAAGUUGAUGCUGUUGUGAAUAAAAUUGUGAAAGGAGGUGUUUAUACCGCGGCUGUUAUUUUUGCCACUUUUAAAACAGUGCAAAAGAUUGAUCGCAUGGUUUUGGAGAAAAUUGGUAAUGCUGUGUUCAGACGUAAUCCUGGAGCCAGAAACUAUGUAUCGAUACCCGACGAAGACGAUGACUUGUUUGGUGAUUUUGACGAUAACGUUGAUGAAGAGUUGGCUCAUGGUGCAAGGUUGAGUCAAGAGCAAUACGAUCGUGAUGUAUUUGCUGAUGAUUUUGAGUACGAUGACGAUUUGGAAGACCUUGGCUCUGGUGGCGCUGAUGUAGGUGCUUCAUCAGAGAGAAAUGGAGAGAACACAGACCAUGAUGGCCAUGAUAAGAAGCCGAAAGCACCGGAUAGUGAACGGCUUUUCGAUAUUGACGAUGAAGAUGAAGGGGACGAUAGAGAAUCUGGAAAAGCAGGAAAUGAAUCCGACUCAAAGUAA
Lodderomyces margitis is the source of this 4746-nucleotide messenger RNA. It is a transcript of the gene PEP1, whose product is annotated as type I sorting receptor. Gene Ontology annotation, molecular function: protein binding. NCBI's taxonomy places the organism in Eukaryota, Fungi, Ascomycota, Pichiomycetes, Serinales, Debaryomycetaceae. Bases 1 to 4746 code for a protein of 1581 amino acids. Gene Ontology annotation, cellular component: Golgi apparatus; membrane. The record is from RefSeq and is a predicted model, not a curated record. Gene Ontology annotation, biological process: protein targeting to vacuole; Golgi to vacuole transport; Golgi to endosome transport. The transcript has a single exon.